AUGCGUGAUGAGACCAUUCGAGGUAGAGGACACCGGUUGGGAUCAUUACAGUCAGACGAGUCAGGCUUGGAUAUGGAGCGAAAUAUUUAUGGUCAACAAACUGGUCCAAAUCUGCAUUCGAGUCCACCAUCUCUUCAGCCAUUUGCAUCUAGUGGUCAACACUCUGAAAGUAAUGCUGCUUAUUUCUCAUGGCCAACAUCUACUCGAUUGAAUGAUGCUGCUGAAGGUCGAGCAAAUUUCUUUGGAAACCUUCAGAAAGGGGUGCUGCCUAGAAAUCUUGAUCGACUUCCUAGGGGUCAACAGGCCUCCACAUUGCUUGAUUUGAUGACCAUAAGGGCAUCUCACAGCAAAAUACUGCGUUGCUAUAGUCUUGGUACAGCAAUAGGAUUUCGGAUCCAGAAGGGUGUGCUCACAAACAUACCUGCUAUUCUUGUCUUUGUUGCUCGGAAGGUUCACAAAAAGUGGCUUAGCAACAUUCAGUGUCUGCCAUCGGCUCUUGAGGUAAAGUGCCUGUUACUCUGGUUGGGAUCCUGUCCAUCAUCAUUCUUCCAUUGCAUCCCUGACUAUUUAUUAAACUUAUUGGUGUGCAAUAUUACCUUUACCUUUUAAUGUGAAUAGGGACCUGGAGGUGUAUGGUGUGAUGUCGAUGUCAUAGAGUUCUCAUACUAUGGUGCUCCUGCCCCAACUCCGAAAGAACAAUUGUACGAUGAACUUGCAGAUGGCUUGCGAGGAAGUGAUCCCUGCAUAGGUUCUGGUUCUCAGGUAGUUAUGUUUUCUAAGUUUCCAGAAACCAUCCUUAUUUAUGAUGUCCAAAACCAGCAAAAUGAUCAAUAGUUUUUAUUCUUUUCAAGUUUACUUUCUUUUUAUACUUAAUAAUUUGAAUAGUAUAUCAUUUUCUUCAAUUAUGGCUUUGCAUCUUGUCAUGUUUUUAAAUUUAUUUACCUUAGAAAAUUACUCUCUGUAUGAUGUUUCUUUCUUUUUAUUUGCUUUUCUUCAUUGAACCUAUACCUCAUGAAACUAUUUAAGAUUGCUGGGGAUGUCAAUAGAGGCCCCUGAUCAGUAAUGGAGAAGUUCUUAUACUGUUGAAACAAUUCUCUCUGAGGUUUGCUUAAUCUUAAUAUUUCUGAAAGUUUGAUCUAUGGGUGUACUGAAUACCUUGUUGUAUAACGGGCAUAUUAAUACUCCGGUGAAGGACAGGCUAUUUAUAUACUCUUGGACUGUGCAGACCUGUCUCUGGUUUCACCGUGUUUAUGUGUUGUCCUUGUUUUUGGAUCUCUGUGAUGCGUUUAUGCCCAGAUUCAGACCAGGGUUGACUUGGUACUGCAUAUGCUGUGACAGGGUUAGCAUUAAACACUACCUGGUAGUAAGGUCUAGUUUCCAUUUUAUAGCUAGCUGUAACUUUUAUCUUCUUUCCUCAGGAGAGCCUCAAUGUAUGAUAUGAGCAGUUUCGGAUGGUUGAUUUUGAAUGUAAAUCCAAAAUUCGGUAGUGUAUUAACUGCCCAUUUAGAUUUGCUUCUGUUUUGAAUGCAUUGUUAGAAAUAAGUUAUUAAUUCUUGUUGAAUAUCUGGUUAGAUUCAACGAAGGGGACUUGUUGGCCCAAGUCUUUAUGUUUUCUCUAGACAAUUUGGAGGAGACCUGUUUAUAACCUAGAAGCUAGUGAAAUCCUGGGCAUGAUGGUUUUUGGUUUUAGAUCAAUCAUUCUAGGAAUAGCAUAAAGCAGAGUCUGAUGACUCUUCAUAGAGAACUUGGAAAUAGAUCUUCAAUGAUUAAAUGCUAAGUUCAAUCAUUGGUUGGCUUGCGUUGUGUCACGCCCUUGAAAAUUCAAGACUAUAACUUUAAGCUGUAAUGUCUUUUGGAACUUCGAGGCUCUUUUUUUUUCCCUUUUCUGAGUGGUGUGAUUUCAAUAGAUUCUAUGGUUUACAUAUAACACAAGGUGUUGCGUUGAUUUAAGUGACUGGAACCAUGACAAAGUAGACUACAGCACAAAUUUUGUUUGUCAUUUUUCUAUUUCAGUUACGAAUCAUGGAUUGGACCCUCUCAUUUUCUCUGUUUAUCUGUUUCUUUCAGAGGAAUUUUUUUCCUUUUUGUUUUGCUUGUGGCUUCAAUCUUUUCCUUUUAUUCUGUUUGCGAUCUCAUUCAGCCAGCAAAGUCUCACCUUUGCAAAGUUCAAUGCUGUUACUUUCAAACAUUGUCAAAUUCGUUCCAUGGUUCUUAGGUUGCAAGCCUUGAGACCUAUGGAACCUUGGGUGCCAUUGUGAAGAGCCGAACAGGCAUGAGGCAAGUUGGUUUUCUCACAAAUCGGCAUGUUGCUGUCGAUUUAGAUUACCCUAACCAGAAGAUGUUUCAUCCAUUGCCUCCGAAUCUUGGUCCGGGUGUUUAUCUUGGUGCUGUUGAGAGGGCAACAUCAUUCAUUACUGAUGAUCUGUGGUAUGGGAUAUUUGCUGGAACUAACCCAGGUAUUGUUAUUUUUUUCUUCAUGUUGUUAUGUUCUGGUGGUUAACCAAAGCCAUCAUAGCUUUGUAGUUUGGUGCUUGCUUAAGAAUGAAUACUACACAACACAUAGAAUGGCAUCUGAGGGUUUAUGGUAAGUUCAGUUGUUGUGGCCUGCAUAUUCCAUUAUGCAUCAGCAUUAUUAUACUGUUUUAUUUAUUUACAUAAGACGAUUCCAUUAGAGUUCCUAGCACGUCAUGCAGCUGCAAACUCUGUAUCAUACUUUGAUGCCUUCGUUUGGCGUUGACUAAAUAUACAUGUUGUCUUUGGUGCACCCUCAGAAACUUUUGUGCGAGCCGAUGGAGCAUUCAUUCCUUUUGCUGAUAAUUUUGAUAUUUCAAACGUUACCACCUUAGUUAAGGGAGUUGGUGAGAUCGGGGAUGUCAAGUGCAUAGACUUGCAAGCUCCAAUCAACAGCCUCAUAGGGAGGCAAGUGAUGAAGGUUGGAAGGAGCUCUGGUCUGACUACUGGAACUGUUAUGGCAUAUGCACUUGAAUAUAACGACGAAAAAGGCAUAUGUUUCUUCACUGAUUUUCUUGUCGUGGGCGAGAAUCAGAAGACAUUUGAUCUUGAAGGGGACAGUGGGAGCCUCAUCAUUUUAACAGGACAGGAUGACGACAAGGCACGUCCAAUAGGGAUUAUAUGGGGUGGGACAGCAAAUCGUGGUCGUUUGAAGCUUAAAAGUGGUCAUGCCCCAGAAAACUGGACGAGUGGUGUUGAUCUUGGGCGACUUCUUGAUCUUUUGGAACUUGACCUUAUAACAACCACUGAUUCUCUUCAAGGUACUCUUCAUUUGUCUUGAAAGCUUAGUUGUAUAGUGCAGAACUUAUCGUAGUGAGAUGAUAGUGGAGUUUGGUGCUUCCUUGAUAUUAUUGCUGUCAUCUGACAAGUCUGUUUUUCUUCAUUUUUUUUAUGAUUUUUUCUCAUCAUAGAAGCCAUCCAAGAUCAACGAAAUGCCAUGGCAGGAGCUAUUGAUUCUAUCGUUGGGGAGUCAUCUCAGGCGGAAGAGACACCGACAACAGAAAAGCCUGGUGACAUUUUUGAACCACUAGGUUUCAACAUCCAGAAAAUUUCAGUUGACGGUGCUUCUGGUUCAGAAACAAAUGCAUGUUUUGCACGCACAGAAUAUCAUAUGGAUGGAAUUGAUGUUGUUACAAAUGUGGAAGAGCACCAAUUCAUUCCGAACUCUCCUAUUCACCGAAAUCAGGAAGAGAACUCUGAACUGAGGAGUCUUUCCACAUUAAGAGAUGCAUCCGAUGAGGAUCUUUGCUUCGCUUUGCAUUUAGGUGAUCGAGGACAUAAGAGACAACGUUCUGACUCUAAAUCUGACAUGGAAUCGUUGAAAUAA
Spirodela intermedia is the source of this 3838-nucleotide messenger RNA. The record is from the annotation of a GenBank genome assembly. Lineage: Eukaryota; Viridiplantae; Streptophyta; Magnoliopsida; Alismatales; Araceae.